CCCACUUCUGCCCCCACUAUGUAGGCUACUUUUUUACAUCCCUGCUUACGUUUGGCUGGCAUAGCCUAAUUUCCGCAUUCCCAAAUCCUCCCAGAUUGGGAUCACGUUUAAAAUCGGGCUGAUGCAACGAUUUCCACUUUUUAAAAUAUACUCUCGACCCUCGGCUGACCAGAAGAAAGGACAUUUGUUGCACCUGGGAUCAAAGUCAGCUGUGGUCACGACCGAGUCUGACACGAUGCCAGGACAAAUCCCAGAUCCCUCUGUGACAGCAGGCUCCCUGCCCAGCCUGGGCCCACUGGCUGGGAUCACAGCCACCACGCUGACUGACAAGCUCAGAUUUGCCGACCUCCAGGAGUUUGGGACAAUGCUGUCACCUCUGCACUUCCUGGACAGUCUGGGGAAGAGGCCUCUAGUAAUCAAAACUGAGAGAGAUGAAGAGGAAGAGAGGAGGAAACGAAGGCGAGAGAAAAACAAAGUGGCUGCAGCUCGCUGUCGAAACAAAAAGAAGGAGAGGACAGAUUAUCUACAAAAGGAAUCAGAGAGACUAGAGAUGUUAAAUUCCGACCUUAAAGCCCAGAUCGAGGAGCUGAAGCUCGAACGGCAGCAGCUGAUCCUCAUGCUCAACCGCCAUCGCCCCACGUGUAUUGUCAGGACAGACAGUGUCAAAACUCCAGAGAGUGAGGUGAGCCCCCUGCUGCAGCAGCUGGAGGCCAAGUGAAGGUGGUGGAAUGAGUUUCUACAGUUUACGAUUGGGAAGAAGCAGCAAACUAGCAGCACUUAGGUUUGGGGCCUCGGUCGUGGAGGAGAACCAGCCACUGAGCGCUACGCCACAAAAUGUGGAUCCACUGUGCUUAGACACUGUUUUGGCAGUUAAAUGAAACUUUUAUUCUUUUCUUGCUUUUUUCAUUUAUUUGUCAUUUUCACAGGUCCAGCCACAAUUAGUAUGAAGGCAAACGAAAAACACAACACAACCUUUGGUAGAAUUACAGGCCAUACAUGAGGCAUUAUUUUAAUAUAUUUGCAGUAAUUACUGUGUUUUAUUGCUUUUUUUUUAUUAAUUAUUUUUGUAGUUAAUCCUAAAACAGAGCUAGAUUUGGUCAGUCAGCUACAUAGAUGUUUAUUUGUGGCUGAGCAGCAUAAAACUAAGUCACUGUUUCCAUGCAGUGCAGAAGUGAGUCCCUAAAGAGAUCCUAUGUUUCUAAGUGUUCAGGCUACAAACAGAGAUCUUUGCAGCUUAUCUGUGUGUGCAUGCCCAAAACAACACUGAGUGUCUUUCCAUUGUUCAAAUGCAUCCAGGGAAUCAUAGAAAUUUAAUUGAAAUCUGUGUGGAAAUUAAUAGAAACAGUUGUAUAUGUAUUUUUAAAAAACUACUGGAAUGCAUUAACCAUCACAUACAGAUGAUAUAAAAAAAGUAAUAUUACCAAAUUACCCUACAGUCAAAGAAGCCCUUUUGUCACAUAAAUAACCUUAAAAUUUUUCUACAUUUGGUGGCACAAAAGCCUGAACAUUCUUUCUUUUAUUCCAUUGUUUUUGGCGCAGGCGUCAUGUAUGCACAUAUAUAUAUGAGUGUUUACAUUGUACUUUAUUUUCUGUUACCGUAUUGUUACCAAUUAUGUCUAUGUUUUUAUUCUUUUGUAUAUGAUGUUAUAUAAGCAUAUAAGCUAUCACAAAAUCCCAUUUUGUAU
Archocentrus centrarchus (flier cichlid) is the source of this 1685-nucleotide messenger RNA. RefSeq names its product Jun dimerization protein 2a (gene jdp2a). The coding region runs from base 122 to 718 and encodes 198 amino acids. Gene Ontology annotation, cellular component: nucleus. The record is from RefSeq and is a predicted model, not a curated record. The transcript has 4 exons. NCBI's taxonomy places the organism in Eukaryota, Metazoa, Chordata, Actinopteri, Cichliformes, Cichlidae. Gene Ontology annotation, biological process: regulation of transcription by RNA polymerase II. Gene Ontology annotation, molecular function: DNA-binding transcription factor activity, RNA polymerase II-specific; RNA polymerase II cis-regulatory region sequence-specific DNA binding.